AUGAACACAACUCUUUUCAAAGAAGUAGACCAGGCAGGCUGGCAUCAAGGGCAUCAGUACACGCAGUCAGCUAGCGGCGAGAAUACCGCCAUCAUCCACUACGGCCGAACAAAGGAGGGCGUCAAUUCGCGGUUCUUAAACCCGCAGCCUUCGCCCAUUUAUUCCUUGACUAGCGAGACACGUGACUUAGGAGUAGCCGCAGAACUACAUUCCCCAGAAUCCUUCGAGCCGCGACCCAUUUCUUUCUCGGGACUCCAUCUCCCCAGCCCGGUACUUAAGCGGUGCCGCCGGUCCCCGCAGCUCCAAAGUACGGCAGCUUCUGUGCGGAUCGUGGCGGAGCCUGCCACCCCGCGCGGGGCCUCGUGGGAGUGGGCUCUCCUCGGCCCUUUGUUCUCCCUCCCGACGCAACCACCAACCAGGAGGAUGGCUAUGCCUUCUCAGGGCUCUGUCCUUCUUCCAAGACAGAGCAUAGUGGAAGAAGAGGAGGGAAUGAUCUCUGGGCUCCUAACAGCCAGGUCCCAGGUAUCAGUAACAUUCAAGGAUGUAGCUGUAGACUUCACUAAGGAAGAAUGGCGAGAACUGGAACCUUCUCAAAAAGACUUGUACAGGGAAGUGAUGUUGGAGAACUAUAAGAACCUCGUUUCCCUGGGAGUUCCAAUUUCCAAACCAGAUGUUAUCUACCAGUUGGAACAAGGAGAAGCACCAUGGAUGUCAGAAAGAAAAGUCCCAAGAGGCUUCUGUCUUGAUGGGGAGAAACUUGAACAAUUGGAAAUCAAGGCAUCAGCAUGGAAGCUGGGCAUUUUUAUAGAAGAAUCAUCCAAGGAAAGGUUCAUAUGGAAUAAUCCCUGGGGCCCCAUGUUGGGAGAAGCCAGGGAAUAUGAUACUAGGUCAGAAAGACAUUCCAGGCAAGGAAAACUGACUCACAGGACAAGUUCCAGUAAAGCAAGAAGCCGUGAAUAUAAAUUUGGGAAAAGCUUUGAUCAGGAGUCAGCCCUUUUUCCUCAACAGAGAGUUCCUAUAGGAAAUAGUCCCCCAAAGUGUGAUGACUAUGGAAAGAGUUCUAUUGAACAGUCACACCUAGUUAAAUGCAAUAGAAUCUCCUCAGCAAAGAAGCUUUCUAAGUACGAUGAAUGUGACACAUCCUUCAGCUAUAAUACAGACCUUAUUCAAAACCAUAGACUCCAUUCUGGAGAAAAAACUUUUGAGUGCAACAAAUGUGGGAAGACCUUCAGUCAAAAAACUGGCCUUACUGAACACCAGAGAAUUCAUACUGGAGAGAAACCCCAUAAAUGCAACGAAUGUGGGAAAGCCUUUAGACGUAGCACACAACUUAAUGUACAUCAACGAAUUCAUACUGGAGAGAAACCCCAUAAGUGCAAUGAAUGUGGAAAGGCCUUCAGACGAAGCACACAACUUACUGUACAUCAGAGAAUUCAUACUGGAGAGAAACCCCACUUGUGUAAUGAAUGUGGAAAGGCUUUCAGACAGAGCACACAGCUUACUUACCAUCAGAGAAUUCAUACUGGAGAAAAACCCCACAAAUGUAAUGAAUGUGGAAAAGCCUUUAUCCGGAACACACAACUUACUGUGCAUCAAAGAAUUCAUACUGGAGAGAAACCCCACAAAUGUGAGGAAUGUGGGAAAGCCUUUAUCCAGAGAAUACAACUUACUGUACAUCAGAGAAGUCAUACUGGAGAGAAACCUCAUAUGUGUGAUGAAUGUGGAAAGGCCUUCAGACGAAGUACACAGCUUACUGUACAUCAGAGAAUCCAUACUGGAGAGAAACCCCACAAAUGUAAUGAAUGUGGAAAGGCCUUUAUCCGGAACACUGAACUUACUGCACAUCAAAGAAUUCAUACUGGAGAACAUCCCCACAAAUGUAAUGAAUGUGGGAAGGCCUUCAUACGUAGGACACAGCUCACUGUACAUCAAAGAAUUCACACUGAUGAGAAACCCCACAUAUGUAAUGAAUGUGGGAAAGUCUUCAUCCAGAGCAUACAACUUACUGUACAUCAGAGAAUUCAUACUGGAGAGAAACCUCACGUGUGUAAUGAAUGUGGCAAAACCUUCAACCACCGAUCAUCCCUUAGCUCCCAUCUGAGAAUCCAUACUGGAGUGAAACCCUAUAAAUGUAAAGAAUGUGGUAAAGCCUUUAUGGAUAGUUCUUACCUUACCUAUCAUCAGAGAAUUCAUACUGGCGAGAAACCCUAUACUUGUAAUGAAUGUGGAAAAGCCUUUAAUCAUAGAUCAUCCCUUAAAAACCAUAGGAGAAUUCAUACUGGGGAGAAACCUUAUAAAUGCAAUGAAUGUGGUAAAUGCUUCAGUAACUGUUCAUCCCUUGCUUGCCAUCAAAAAAUCCAUACUGGAGAGAAACCUCACAAAUGCAAUGAAUGUGGGAAGGCCUUCAUUCAGAUCAUCCAUCUUACUGUACAUCAGAGAAUUCAUACAGGAGAAAAACCUUAUGAAUGUAAUGAAUGUGGGAAAGCCUUCAAACACAACUCAUCCCUUACUUCCCAUCUCAAAACUCAUACUCGAAAGGAACCACAUAAAUGGAGCCGACAACAUGGUCAUCAGAGAAAUCAUACAAGUAAGAAACCCCUAAAAAAUAACAAAAGCGGUAAAGCCUUCAACCACAACCCGUCCCUUAAUCAUCAGAAAAGUCACGUUGGAGAGAAGUCUUGCGAAGCUCAAGCACCUCAUCCCAACAGUACUUCAGUAAAUCCAUGAGCUCAUCAGUGUGGGUACUCUAUUGCAGGUUGCAGCCUAAAGACACCUCACCCUGUGCACCUCUUGUCCUGUUCAUCCUGACAUGUCUAACAAAAAUGUUCUGUCAAAAUUUGCCAGUUAGCAUAUGUAGUAGCAUUUUCUGUUCUCACCUUGAUCUUGAUGUAUCUGACAUCAUUGUACACCUUUCUAUAUAGAUGCUCCUUCCUAAACUUCAAAAGGGGCACACUUCCAAUUCUCCUCUAAUAUCUUUAGUUUCUCCUCUGCCUCAUCAAUUACUUCCUUAUCCGCCUCUAGACCGCUUAAGGAAGUUAUUUCCCAAAGUUCUGUUCUUGUUCCUCUUCUGUUUCUCCUUGUUUUGCCUUAGCAAUAUGAUUUAUUUCCAUGCCUACAACUGUAUAAACUGAAGGUGAUUCCUGGAUCAUUAUCUCUAGCUCUUAACUCUCCCAAGCUCCAGACCCACAUGUUCUCCUACCUACAGGAUGAUUCCAUUAAAGUCCCACCAUCAUUUCAAACCAUAGAUGUUCAAAGCUGCACUUAUUUUUUUGCCUGUCCCUAAACCUACUCUUUCUUUUGCCUCGUUUAUUUGUCAUUGGUGCCACCAUUCUCAAAAUGAUGCAGUAUUUGAAACCUUGGUUUAGUAUUUGGUUCUUCCCUCUUCCUCACCUCACAUACCCAGUUACUUAACUAAGUUCUAUUUCAGUUUAUUUCACUUACCAUUUGUUCUUUUAACAAAUAUUCAGUUAGCCUAUUCUGUAAGCGAGAACUUUGCAAGUCUAUGCUUGAAUACAGAGCUGUAAUGAUGUUUUACCUAUAAUCUUGGCAGUCUAGUAGGCGGUAGAACACUAUCUUUAUUAUAACUUAUGCAUUUUUUAUGGUGUUCCCACCCUUAUCAUCCUAAUACACCCCUUCCCUACCACCUACCUGGAACAAUACAACAACAUACGAAGAGGUCUUUCCUUCUCUAUUUUAUUGACCCUCUAAUUCAUCCUUUACAAGGUUGCCAUUUUCACACAUAGAUUAAUCAUGUCAUGCUUCUGAUCUAAAAUCUUCAAUGGUUCUCAAUAGCCUACAGAGAACAAUUGAAACUCUUGCACCUGCUACACAACAUACCUGUACUCCACAACUAGACAGUUAGACACAAUUGCUGUUCCAGCCUUAUAUCAUACUAUCCCAGUUCAAGUACUCUUCGCUCUAGUCAAACCAGACGAUUUGUUCCCUGAAUACAUAUUUUUGUUCAUGCUGUUCCCUGUGCUUAGAUUGUUUUUGAUCACUUGAAUUCUAUUCAUUCUUCAAAUUCAACUCAAAUGCUCCUUUUUGAAGUCUUCCAUGACCCUGUGUUCUCCAUACCCUGCUCCAUCCCCAGAUAUUACAUAGCACUUUGUGCCUAAUAGAAUGUGUAUUAUUUUAAAUUCUAUUUCUCUAGGCAUGUCAUCUCUGUACUGUGAGUUUCAUGAUGGCAAAGACUGUUGUAUGUAAAAGUUUUUCUCCCCAGGACCUGUCACAGUGUCCUUCACACAGAAGAUGAUUAUUGAAAUGAACUUAAAUGAGUUGAUGACGUGAAAACUUAUUUGAAGUGUUUAAUCUGAUGAAAUAUCAAGGAAAUCCUAUUGUAGAGAGACUUUAUAAAUGGUUCAUUAGCUGCUUAAGGCCCCUGCUCUUAGACUAAACUGAUUCUUGACUUUUUGUUUAUUAUACUCCAAAGUCCUUCUCCCUUGUACCCCACCUUCUGCCCUCCAAAGCUAAUUUUCCUUUAGUGCAACUUAAUAGGAAUAUUUUCUUGUUGAUGUAGCUAAAUGAAACCCCAAUUCUUUAACUCUCCCAAGAAUACUUAUUUGUUGGCUCAGAUAAAUUUAUGAUUAGUAGAAGUUCAGGUAAGAUGGGAUCUUGGGGAUCAUGUAAGCCAACACCCUUAUUUUAUAGAUUAAGAAACCGAGGCCCAGAGAGGGAUAAGUAAUUUGCCCAAGAUAGUAAGUGGCGGUGCAUGUAAAUGAAAUAAUGCAUGUGAAGUCCUGUAUAAAAGUUAAAAAGGUAUAAAGAUUUCAAAUAAUUCUUAGACUUGAGUAUGCUUCAUGUAAGUAAUCUUGGUAAGAGUUCUUUGUUUUCCCCCUGACUACUUACCAAAGUUAAAGCCAAAUCUAACCCUGGAAAGAUCAUUUUUAUGUAGCCCCACUCUGGGUUAGUUAGCUCCAUAAGACCAAGGAAUUUUUCCCUUUGGUAACAGCAAUAUUUUUUUUAACACGAUUAGCUGUAGAAGUAGCACCAGACUAAAAAUUCUGGAAGCAGUGAAAUUCAUCAUUUCACUUAUGCCUUUCUUCUCUGGAUAACCCCUUUCUUGUUUCUUACACCUGUCAACUUAUACCUACCUUGGAAUUAAAUAAUUUUGUGUUUAGGUGAUGUAUUAGUAGCCUCACUGGAGUACUUAUAGGUGUUACACAGGGAGCAAUAUACCAGAACGUGGCACUUGACAGUUCGUAAUGCAACUACAGGAUACACCUCCAUGGGGUUCUGGACAGCUUUUGGGGUAUGCUU
Messenger RNA from Trichosurus vulpecula (common brushtail), 5256 nucleotides. RefSeq names its product zinc finger protein 420-like. The record is from RefSeq and is a predicted model, not a curated record. Gene Ontology annotation, biological process: regulation of cytokine production; negative regulation of transcription by RNA polymerase II; regulation of immune system process. The transcript is spliced from 5 exons. NCBI's taxonomy places the organism in Eukaryota, Metazoa, Chordata, Mammalia, Diprotodontia, Phalangeridae. Bases 1 to 2727 code for a protein of 908 amino acids.